Molecule: messenger RNA, 1581 nt
Organism: Saitoella complicata NRRL Y-17804
Lineage: Eukaryota; Fungi; Ascomycota; Saitoellomycetes; Saitoellales; Saitoellaceae
Product: cora-domain-containing protein
Exons: 3
Coding region: 1-1581 (526 amino acids)
Biological process (GO): mitochondrial magnesium ion transmembrane transport
Cellular component (GO): mitochondrial inner membrane
Molecular function (GO): magnesium ion transmembrane transporter activity
Source: RefSeq, a predicted model, not a curated record
AUGGCAUUCAAUUCGGAAGGGAAACAGCGGCUUACUUGGGUGAUCCUGCUCGAGACUGAGGAGACCACGGCGUCCAAAUGCGCGGCCAUGCUUGCGGCGUGCUCCUUCAGGGUGGUUAUGGCGGCUUCUCCAUCGCGGUCCAUGCUGGCAUUCAAGUCCCAGCGGUGUGGCACCUGCCUGCCUGCACGGACUUUGGGCGUUGGCAGUGGGACGGAAGUCGCCGCCUCCAGAAACGCGUCUCUAGCAUUCAUCCCUGGUCGGUUGCGUCGCCUUGCCAGCUUCAUCAUUGACUGUUCAUGCUGCCUGCUCGACAGGCCAUUCGCUCCCUCUUCAGGGACUUCACCCUUCUCUACGGCAGCCUCGUUGUUCCGGAUCAAUGCUACGAAGCAACGACCACGAAAUCCACCCACGACCUCGGAAUGGAUCACGGCGAGAAUAGGGAUCAGACACCUCACCAAAGGCCGCAAACCUACGAAUUACCUCCUGAGUGGCACGGAGCCAUCACCUCAUACCGUGAUCCUUGAACGAAGUCUCGUACCACACAAAAACGAACUCCUGCUACGAUGCACGGAAUUCGACGCCAAAGGAAACGUCAAAGUCGCCUCGGGUGAGUUCCGGAAGUCAGAGUUAUGUACGAAACACGGCUUGCUACCACGAGAUUUGAGAAAGGUCGAUACGGGGCAUACCAUCGUGCCCUUAAUCCUCGUCCGCAAGAAUUCAAUUUUGAUCAACCUUCUACAUAUUCGGGCGUUAAUUAAGGCUGACACAGUGUUGUUGUUCGAUGUUAUUGGCAGUACAGAUUCGCAUACGCAAAGUGUGUUUAUGUACGAUUUGGAGGGAAAGCUGCGACAGGGGAGUAAAGCUAUGGGUGGAUUACCGUAUGAAUUGCGGGCUUUUGAAGCGAUUCUGAUUAGUGUCACAAGUGCACUGGAGUCAGAGAUGCAGGUCUUGCGGAAGAUGGUGAAUAACCUGCUUGUGGAAUUGGAAGAAGGCAUUGAUCGGGACAAGUUGAGGCAGCUCUUGGUCUACUCCAAGAAGCUAUCGACGUUCGAACAGAAAGCCACGUUGGUACGAGAUGCUCUGGACGAAAUGUUGGAGCAGGAUGAAGAUUUGGCAGGGAUGUACUUGUCGGAGAAGCUCCAGAAGGGAUCGGAUCGUCCAGCAGAUCAGCAUGACGAAGUCGAAAUGCUCCUGGAGUCCUACCUGAAGCAAACGGAUGAAAUCGUACAAACUGUGGAGAACUUGUCAUCCAACAUCCGAAACACGGAAGAAAUUGUCAACAUCAUCCUCGAUGCGAAUCGCAACUCGCUGAUGUUAUUGGAAUUGAAGGUGUCCAUGCUCACGCUCGGAAUUGGUUCUGGUGCCCUUAUCGCAGGUCUCCUCGGAAUGAACUUGAAGAACUUUAUGGAAGACUCGAAUGCUGCUUUCGCUACGGUCUCCAUGCUUGCAGUCAGCUUGAGUCUGCUGAUAUCUGCGACUGGAUUAUACCGAUUGAGAAAAACACAAAGGCUGACGAUGUGGGCCGAAGACAAUGCAUUAGGAAAGAAAGGCGGGUUUUCGCCGCCAACCAAGAGACUUUAA